AUGGCAGAAGGCCAAGAAGAACCGAAAAAAAUAACAAUUACAGUAAAAACUCCUAAGGAGAAACAACAAGUAGAAAUUGAGGAAGAUGCUGACAUCAAAAAACUCAAAGAUGUGCUGUCUCCAAAGUUCAACGCCGAACCUGAACAGUUAUGUCUAAUUUUUGCUGGGAAAAUUAUGAAUGAUAGCGAUACUUUGAAGCAACAUAAUAUUAAGGAUGGCUUGACCAUACAUCUAGUUAUCAAGACGCCACCAAGACCAGAGCCUGAAGGAGGCACACGCCGUCCACCAGCUGAUAUUAGCGCUACACCAUUUGGAUUAAAUUCACUUGGCGGUCUUGCAGGCCUAGAAAGUCUUGGUCUAGGUCAGAGUACUUUUAUGGACUUGCAGGCAAGAAUGCAGCAGGAACUCCUAUCAAAUCCUGACAUGCUAAGGCAAGUUUUGGACAAUCCACUAGUGCAACAAAUGAUGAAUGACCCAGAGAAUAUGCGUUCACUUAUUACAUCUAAUCCCCAAAUGCAGGACUUGAUGGCUAGAAAUCCAGAGAUAAGUCACAUGCUGAACAAUCCCGAGCUACUACGCCAGACUAUGGAAUUGGCUCGUAAUCCUGCAAUGCUUCAAGAACUGAUGAGAUCGCAUGACCGGGCACUUUCAAAUCUCGAAAGUAUACCAGGUGGAUACAACGCACUGCAGCGGAUGUAUCGCGACAUUCAAGAGCCAAUGUUGAAUGUGGCUAGCAGCAUGGCGGGAAAUCCAUUCUCUGGUCUUGUGGACAAUUCAGACGGUACAAAUCCACAACAAGGUGCCGAAAACCGGCAGCCAUUGCCGAAUCCGUGGCAGCGCGGUGGUGGAGGUGGUGGCACUGGCACUGGUACUGGUACUGGUGGAACUGGUCCUGGUCUCAUCAACACACCUGGCAUGCAGUCGCUGCUGCAACAGAUGUCUGAGAAUCCGCGUCUAGUGCAGUCCAUGUUGUCCGCGCCCUACACCAACAAUAUGCUUCAGGCACUAGCCGCGGAUCCUGAUAUGGCUUCACAACUUAUCAAUCAGAAUCCGAUGUUUGCAAACAAUCCACAGUUGCAAGAACAAAUUCGUACAAUGAUGCCCCAGAUGCUGGCACAGUUACAGAAUCCCGAAAUGCAACAGAUGAUGUCCAAUCCGCAGGCACUGAAUGCACUGCUGCAAAUACAACAAGGCAUUGAGCAGCUGCGCACCGCGGCGCCGAGCCUCGUGAACAACCUGGGGCUGGGCGUGGCGGCGGCCGGCGCGCAGCCCGCCGCGACCCCCGCCGCCGGCACGCCCGCCGCCCCCGCCAACUCCGCCACCCCCGCCGCGCCGAACAACGCUCCGCCCCGCCAGCAGCAGAACACUGAGCUCUUCACACAGUUCAUGCAACGCAUGAUGUCAGCUAUGUCAAACAACCAAAACAACUCAAACCAGCCACCAGAACAACGCUACUCGCAACAACUUGAACAGCUCGCAGCUAUGGGUUUUCUCAACAGAGAGGCAAAUUUGCAAGCGCUGAUUGCGACGUUCGGCGACAUAAAUGCGGCAGUGGAGAGGCUACUAGCCCUCGGACAAUUAUCUAUGAGCUAA
This is a messenger RNA of Parnassius mnemosyne (clouded apollo), 1593 nucleotides long. Lineage: Eukaryota; Metazoa; Arthropoda; Insecta; Lepidoptera; Papilionidae. The record is from the annotation of a GenBank genome assembly.